CACAUCCAUUCUCCCGUCUAUAUUCCAGGUGUAUAAAUAGAAGAGAACUGCGUAGAAUCAUGGCCAGUACAAAGAAACAAUCAGCAUAGAACCACACACAAGAUGAGAGCACAUUUGUCGAAAUUCCUUCUGUUUACUUUGUGCUGUUCCAUCGGCUUGGACUGGAGUACAGCCUUCUUUUUCAAGACGUACAAAAAAUCUGGACUGAGUAACUACAACAACUAUGGCUAUGGCUAUGGCCAUGGCUAUGGCUAUCCUGGAUACAAUAAUUAUCCAUCAUAUUCAUCCUAUGGCCAGUAUGGUGGUGGACGUCCAAAGAAAAAUCAACGAACUGGACGCACUUACUCGCAAAUAGCACGCGUCUUAAAACCUGAUCCUUACUUAGGACUUGGAGCUGCCCGUUAUGUGCCACGUGCUCCUUAUUCCCCACUUUGGGGUUGAGUAUUCUUCUCGAAAUCAUUAACUUUAAGCAGUAUUAUUUAUGCCUAAUAAACUAGUUCAAGUUCUUUAAACGUAAUCGCCAAAAUCGACUGUAAGAAACUGUUUAAAAUACUUGUGACCAAGUAAACCACUUUAUGAUCAGACUUCCCCUAGUCGCGUGGAGCUGAUCGCUGAUACGUGACUGAAAUACGAGAGGCAGCUUAAACUCGGCUUAGUGGCUAAUUGUAAGUGAAUUUUUUGAAUAUAUUAAGAAUUA
Drosophila willistoni is the source of this 697-nucleotide messenger RNA. Its product is annotated as shematrin-like protein 1. The transcript has a single exon. Lineage: Eukaryota; Metazoa; Arthropoda; Insecta; Diptera; Drosophilidae. The record is from RefSeq and is a predicted model, not a curated record. Bases 103 to 441 code for a protein of 112 amino acids.